AUGCGUAAACAUUCACGCCGUUUCCAACAAGCUUUACAAAAGGUUGAUAAAAAUAAGUUAUAUAGUCCUUUAGAAGCAAUAAAUUUAUUAAAAGAUGUGUCUAAUGUGAAAUUUGAUGAAACAAUAGAAGCACAUAUCGUAUUAGCUUUAGAUCCUAAGCAUGCGGAUCAGCAAUUAAGGUCUACUGUAAUACUUCCAAAAGGAAUAGGAAAAGUAGUUCGUGUUGCUGUUGUUACAAAAGGUGAAAAAGUUGCACAAGCUUUAUCUGCAAAUGCUGAUUUAGUUGGUUCAGAAGAUUUAAUAGAUCAAAUUAUGCAAGGUCAUCUAAAUUUUGAUAAAUUAAUUGCAACUCCUGAUGUAAUGCCUUUGGUAGCAAAAAUGGGUAGAAUUUUGGGUCCAAGAGGUUUAAUGCCAUCACCUAAAGCAGGUACGGUGACUGUAGAUUUAAAACGAGCUAUUACUGAUUUUAAAGCUGGUAAAUUAGAAUAUCGAAUUGAUCGUUCAGGUGUUGUACACGUUCCAUUCGGUAAAUUAAAUUUUAUAUCUGAUGAUUUAUAUUUAAAUUUAAUUGCUUUACAAGAAUCAAUUGAUAAAAAUCGUCCUUCAGGUUCAAAAGGUAAGUACUGGAAAUAUAUUUAUUUAUCCAGUACAAUGGGACCAUCAAUUCCAUUAGAUAUUAAUCUAUUGAAAAAAAUUGAAUCAAAGGUAAGUUGA
Molecule: messenger RNA, 714 nt
Organism: Chondrus crispus (carragheen)
Lineage: Eukaryota; Rhodophyta; Florideophyceae; Gigartinales; Gigartinaceae
Source: the annotation of a RefSeq genome assembly